Molecule: messenger RNA, 1115 nt
Organism: Macadamia integrifolia
Lineage: Eukaryota; Viridiplantae; Streptophyta; Magnoliopsida; Proteales; Proteaceae
Product: dirigent protein 23-like
Exons: 1
Coding region: 353-889 (178 amino acids)
Source: RefSeq, a predicted model, not a curated record
UACCUUUUGGUACCUCCAUGAUCAUAUUUGUAGAAGAGGCAGUUUGCAGGCUCAAGCUUUCCUAGAUGUCUCCAUAUUCAUAAACGUCCCCUUGUUUGUCAACUAAUCACACCACAUCUCUACCUAACGAUGCUGGUGGGUUAAUUUUCUACCAUUGGAAACAUGCCAGCUGGCACCUUUUCUUCAAGCUUCACCUUGAUCAAUGACCUCUGGUUCAUUGAGGCAGUGAUGGGAAACUACUAUAGAAAAAAUCUCCAACAACCCAGGACUUUUGUUUAGUUGGAACAUUAUAAAUGGAUCAAACACCUAGAGAGGUAAGCAGAGAGCCUCCAGGUUCAGGAAAAUCUCAGACAUGGCUAUGUUGUUUCUGUUUCUUGUCUUUCCAGUUGUUGUGUCCUCGAGCACCAGUGAAGCCCAAAAGCAAAAUGUCACCAACAUCCAGUUCUACAUGCAUGAUGUUGUUGGCGGAUCUAAUCCAACCGCUGUUCGGGUGGCUAGUCGAUCCGCCAACGUCACAGGUUUAGAGUCUUCAGACCCAAUUGCAGCUAUGUUUGGAUCAACUUUUGUGAUGGAUAAUCCACUCACAGUUACUCCUGAUCCAAAUUCAACUCUAAUUGGGCGUGCACAAGGGAUCUAUGCCAUGGCAUCACAGAAAGAUGAGUUCAGUCUAUUGAUGACACUAACGUACGGGUUUACUACUGGACAAUAUAAUGGCAGCUCGUUUAGUGUAAUUGGCCGGAAUCCAGUGAUGAGGAAAGUGAGAGAGAUGCCAAUUGUUGGAGGGACUGGGAUUUUCCGGUUUGCACGUGGAUACUGCUCGGCGCAGACACAUUCAACCAGUGGAAUGGAUGCAGUAAUCGGAUACAAUGUGACCAUAUUGAUGCACUAGUAGAAUUCUAUUAGGAAAAUUUUUGAAGCCAUUUUGUAAUAUGUGCAUUUGAAGUUCCCUUUUUUAAGUCGUAAAUCUUUAGAAUUUGAAGGCUUUUCAGUUUUCUUUUUAUCGGGAAGAGAAAAAGAAAGAUGUAAAAGGCUAUUUGAUGUUCAACGCUAUUAUUUCUUCACUUAUUGCACUAACAGUAACACACAAAAUGGUAGUGCGAAGAAGUUUCAAACUU